GUCCAAGCUAGCGAAGAAGCAUUUGGUUGCUGUUCUCCGACUAGCGCGUUCUGGCUGAGCUUUCUGGGAAUCUGAUCCGAUCGCGACCUGACCCAGUCGAAAACACUAACGUAUUCGGCCUCAAAGCAAUCGCGCUCUGCUCUACGCAACUGCACCACUACCUUACUCGACGCUAUCGCAUCACAUCUAGCAACACAUUCUGCUCGUACAUACUUCUGUGCCGGUCUCGGAUUCGCCGCAAUGGCGCCUAUGCCUAUCAGCGAAGUGAAAGGCAACCCACGCGAAAAUCGUACCGCCGCGCAUUCACACAUCAAAGGCCUAGGCUUGAGGCCUGAUGGCCGGGCUGAAGGAAGCACAUCGGGCUUCGUAGGCCAAACUGCAGCUCGGGAGGCUUGUGGUGUCGUAGUGGACUUGAUACGUGCGAAGAAAAUGUCAGGAAGAGCUGUGUUGUUGGCGGGUGGACCGGGAACAGGGAAGACUGCACUCGCAAUGGCAGUGUCGCAAGAGCUGGGAACAAAGGUGCCCUUCUGUCCAAUCGUUGGAAGCGAGAUAUACUCCACAGAAGUCAAGAAGACGGAGGCACUGAUGGAGAACUUCAGAAGAGCUAUCGGACUUCGCGUUCGCGAAACCAAGGAGGUCUAUGAAGGCGAAGUGACGGAGCUGACACCCGAAGAAGCUGAGAAUCCUCUGGGUGGCUAUGGACGUACUAUCUCGCACCUGCUCAUCACCUUGAAGGCCGCGAAAGGAACGAAGAAGCUUCGGCUGGAUCCUUCCAUAUACGAGGCAAUCCAAAAGGAGCGCGUUCGCAUUGGCGAUGUUAUCUACAUAGAAGCAAACACCGGGGCUGUUAAACGAGUGGGCAGAUCAGAUGCUUAUUCGACAGAAUUCGACCUCGAGGCUGAAGAGUAUGUCCCGAUACCAAAAGGCGACGUGCAUAAGAAAAAAGAGAUUGUACAGGAUGUUACAUUGCAUGACCUGGACAUUGCCAAUGCUCGACCACAGGGAGGCCAAGACAUUAUGAGCAUGAUGGGACAGCUGAUGAAGCCAAAGAAGACCGAGAUAACGGAGAAGCUGAGGCUUGAGAUCAACAAAGUUGUGAACAAGUACAUCGACCAAGGGGUUGCAGAGCUAGUCCCAGGUGUUUUGUUCAUUGACGAGGUACACAUGCUGGAUUUGGAGUCUUUCACUUAUCUCAAUCGUGCUCUGGAAUCGCCCAUCUCACCCAUCGUGAUUCUUGCGAGUAAUAGGUCUUCUGCUCCUAUUCGAUACUCCUCGACUUCUCUUUCGAACGGCGAAGCUUCUCUCCCUGCCUCACCUCAUGGUCUACCCCCUGACCUUCUUGCUCGACUCCUCAUCAUUCCCACUCACCCGUACAAUUCUCAAGAAAUUGAUCAAAUCGUACGCAUUCGAGCACGCACGGAAAACCUCACGCUCAGUGAGGACGCAUUCGCAAAGGUUGGUGAGCUUGGUGUCAGUGUCAGCCUACGGUACGCCCUGCAAUUACUCUCUCCCGCCAAUGUCCUGGCCAAAGUUUCCGGCCGUGAAGCUGGCAAAGUCGAAAGAGUUGACGUUGAGGAGGCUGAGGGACUUUUCUGGGACGCAGGAAGAAGUGCAAGUGCAUUGACUACUGGUAAGGGUUGGAUUGUAUAAAUACUUCUUAUAUCUGGUGUUUGGUGUACUCGCAUGUAAAACAGGAUCACAGUCUAUUGGGCUGGGCGAUCUGGCACAUCUGGCACAAAACAAUCGCUAUCCAACCUGGAAUAUCAAGAUUGCCAAUCAUGAUAUGUAGGAUAAGCCAUUAACUCCCUAUACUUAUUGGGUAUCGUCGAUGCUACGGCGUGCGCCCGUUCUCGUGAAGCUUUAGCCUUAGAUGGACUAUAUAGGAAUACUAUGCCGAUUUGAAGAACUGCGGGUAUAUGU
Messenger RNA from Pseudovirgaria hyperparasitica, 1920 nucleotides. Its product is annotated as TIP49-domain-containing protein. The record is from RefSeq and is a predicted model, not a curated record. Gene Ontology annotation, molecular function: ATP hydrolysis activity; ATP binding; DNA helicase activity. Gene Ontology annotation, cellular component: Ino80 complex; Swr1 complex; R2TP complex. Bases 241 to 1650 code for a protein of 469 amino acids. The transcript has 4 exons. Gene Ontology annotation, biological process: box C/D snoRNP assembly; regulation of transcription by RNA polymerase II; chromatin remodeling. NCBI's taxonomy places the organism in Eukaryota, Fungi, Ascomycota, Dothideomycetes, Acrospermales, Acrospermaceae.